This is a messenger RNA of Botrytis cinerea B05.10, 3480 nucleotides long. It is a transcript of the gene Bctop3, whose product is annotated as Bctop3. Bases 295 to 2292 code for a protein of 665 amino acids. Gene Ontology annotation, molecular function: DNA binding; DNA topoisomerase type I (single strand cut, ATP-independent) activity. The record is from RefSeq and is a predicted model, not a curated record. Gene Ontology annotation, biological process: DNA topological change. Gene Ontology annotation, cellular component: nucleus. The transcript has 6 exons. NCBI's taxonomy places the organism in Eukaryota, Fungi, Ascomycota, Leotiomycetes, Helotiales, Sclerotiniaceae.
GGAAUUGACGGCAACAGCAUAGGCAUCAAUUUCUAUACAUAAGUUUUAUUGACUGAUACUGAGGGAUACAGAAAACUCUGCAAACGGUUUCAUGAUACUCUUACAAGUUCAUACCCCGUUAGACCAAUUCUCGAAAGCUGAGUAACAAAACAAUGCUUAUAGACCAAGACGUUCGUUCGCCCGUGUCACAGAGGGAAGCGUUAUAAGAGUUUCAUCCACAAGGCCUCGUAGCUUCAGGAGUUGGCGAUGGGAAGGCGCCGCACGUGAAUGAUCACGCGUGAACCUGACAUCAAGAUGGCUGUAAAGAUUCUUUGUGUUGCAGAGAAACCUUCUAUUGCCAAAGCUGUGGCUAAUCAUUUGGCUGGGGGCAGUGCUCAAGCGACAAACACUCGCAACAAAUACAUCAAGAAUUACUCAUUUACCUUCGAUUUUGGUGGACAAUGGGGUAAUUGUAAUGCGGUCAUGACUUCGGUCUUAGGGCAUCUUACCUCUCUUGAUGUUGCUCCAACUCACAAAGGUUGGACUGACCCGCCACCCCAAGAACUCUUUUUCAAAGCCCGGGUUAUUGAAUCUGUUUCUGAGGAUAAGAAAGAUAUUGCACAGAAUAUCGAGGCUCAGGCAAGAGAUGCCAAGGCUCUUUUCAUAUGGACUGAUUGCGAUCGGGAGGGAGAACAUAUUGGUGGCGAAGUGAGAGCUCAAGCGCUUAAAGGCAACCCGCGAAUCGAGAUCAAGAGGGCAAGGUUCAGUAAUAUUGAGCGGGCACAUGUAAUUCAAGCAGCUAAGAACCCAGUCAACUUAGACCAACGUCAAGUAGAUGCUGUGGCUGCUCGUAUAGAACUUGACCUAAGGAUUGGGUAUGCAUUUACACGAUUUCAGACAACCAACCUUCAAAAGUUAGGAGGGCCAUUAGCAACAAAAAUGUUGAGCUAUGGUUCUUGUCAGUUUCCCACUCUUGGUUUCGUUGUUGAUCGAUAUUUCAAAGUAAAGAACUUCGUACCCGAACCAUUCUGGAGUAUCAAGGUCACGCACAAUCGAGAAAAUAUGAAUGUCGUCUUCAAUUGGAAGCGCAAUCGUCUGUUUGACCGAGCGGUUGUAAUCAUAUUGUUUGAGCGUUGUCUUGCUGCAAAGGUUGCCAAAGUCACCAAGGUACAGGAGAAACCGACUAGCAAGUGGAAGCCUCUUCCUUUAACAACCGUCGAGUUACAGAAAGCUGCUAGUCGCUGGCUAAACAUGAACAGUCAGGUAGCUAUGACUGCAGCAGAGAGUCUCUACACAAAAGGUUUUAUUAGUUAUCCAAGGACGGAGACUGAUCGAUUCGACAAAGGGAUGAAUUUGAGAGCGCUGAUCGAAAAGCAAGUCCAAGAUAAUCGAUGGGGACCGUUUGCUCAGAAUUUGGUGAAUGGGGGAUUUCAUUGGCCUCGAGAGGGCCGAAAUGACGAUAAGGCACACCCGCCUAUUCAUCCCGUGACAUACGUUGCAUCCACUGCUUUGAGACCAGAAGAAGCUCGGGUUUACGAAUUUGUUGUUCGUAGGUUUCUAGCCUGUUGCUCAGAAGAUGCUAAAGGACAGGCAACCGACGUGGAGCUUGAAUACGGGGAGGAAACUUUUCACACGCAUGGACUAGUUGUGCUGGCAAAAAACUAUCUGGAUGUUUACGUUUAUGAGAGAUGGAACAGCAGCACAUCAUUGCCAAAAUUUACCCUUGGAGAAAGGUUUGAACCUGAUGAAGCUAUGAUUACGGAUGGGAAAACAACAGCCCCAGGAUUUUUAACCGAACCUGAUCUUAUUGCUUUAAUGGACGCAAAUGGAAUCGGUACUGAUGCAACGAUGGCCGAGCAUAUUGCUAAAAUCAAAGAGCGUGAAUACGUGUUUACGCGGCCUAAGGUAGGUGGGGCCACUGCCAGAAAUAAUGAUGACAACACGCCAGCUGCAGGUCGAGGAGGACGUGGCGGACGCGGUGGAAGAGGUGGAAGAGGAGGUAGAGGGGGAGCUGCAGCUGCAGAUGCGGGGGGCAGAGGUGGAGUGGAAGAGUUUAUCCCGACCACACUUGGAGUUGCCCUAGUGGAAGGCUAUGACAGCAUGGAGUUUGAAGUCAGCCUCAGCAAACCAUUUCUGAGAAAACAGAUGGAGCUCAAGAUGAAAGCCAUUUGUGAAGGGCAGAAUACGCGUCAGAAUGUUGUUCAUGAAAGUCUAACGCAAUACUAUCGGGUGUUUCUUGACUCCACGGAGAGAUUGAGUGUCUUGAAAGCAGCAUGUAGAAAAUAUGUACUUAGCGGUGGAGCUGGGCGUUAGCAAUACCCAUUUGAUUUUGGCUUGGUCGGUUGUUUGCAAUUGAUUGCAUAAUUAGCGUUCUCCAUCCCAUCUUCACCUCCAUAUGUCGGGUCAGUCUAUGGUGCUUCCUCGGCUUAACAUGACGGAUUGGGCAUAAAAGUAUCACGAAGAGAGAAUUGUACGGAGCGCAAGCUUUCGAGUUAUCUAAAGAGAUUGGACAACUUGACCAUUGCCCAAGCAUACCACAAUAGUUUUGUUGUUCUUUCUUCCCAAAAGUCCGAUUUUCGGCAAGCUCAAUAUUUAAAAGAUUGUGCGUGCCGCUUCGCUACCCGUACUUCCCCGGAUCACGUACCUCUCUUACUAACCUCUUCCUUGGAGAAGCGCGAUAGCAUUCGAGUGGCUGAGGAUAGAUGGAAGACAGUUGCAUUAAAUCGUUCGGAUAUGUGAAUCUAGAAACCGCAACCUAACCCCAACCUAGAAAACAAUUGGAGUUUCGCCGGUUUCGCAAUUCUCGUCUGGCUCAUCCGGGUAAAGUUCACGGAAUCUAAUAUAGUUGUGAGAAAUUAAGAAAUCGUUAUCAACUUAUCAAGACAUGAUUUGUGGAACGUGGGGGAUGGUAGUGGUGGUUUUUACCACACGAAAUGGUGACUCGGGUGAAUCUUGUAGUGCUCUGCAUACCCGAGUAAAAGGUGGGGGAAUCAUUAACUACGAUUUUACAAGUCAUGACUACCAAAGCAACAAUUUGAGUUUACAAUGAAUACGCGUAGGAUUUACCUAGUGUUUAUACUAAUCGUUACAGAAUGUCCGCUGAUCAGGUACCGGCGUUGACCCAGAAUCCAAUGAAGAUGAAGUUGAAAGAAACGUGAAUGGUUCUUCAGAAUACUAACUAAAGUAUACGCAGUUCUUACGCCUGGUAUGGAAUGGUCGGAUGGUCCCUUAAAAGUCGAUCUUUUGGCCACUUUAUCCGAGGCAAUGAGCUGCCGUUUCCCUAUCGACUAGGAAAGUUAGUUUUGGAAUGGAUUUAUUCAAAUAUUCUAGUGUGUGCGCGGAAGAAUGACUGCGUGAUAUGUACGGACACUUGUUAAAGUCCGUCGAUCACUUGGAGAGGGGGGCGAUAGGGCUUUAGACGAGGGCAAUGGACUUGAUAGCUAGGGUUUAGACACCAGAUAACCUAGCUAUUGAUACCACAAAUUGAUAUGGAAAAUUGCA